CGGCCGCGGGCAACGGCUGCUGUGUCGGGCGCACAGUGCGGAAAGCACAGAAAAUUUUUCUGGGAGGGAGAAGGUCUUAUCACUUGUUCUUGUCUUGAGCUUCUUCUCCAGACUCUUCUCCAGACUUUCUUCUCCAGACCUGAGAGCUCCAACCAGCAAAGCAUCCCAGUCUUCGUGCCAAAAUGGUUCUCAUAAAUGGUGUCAAGUACGCUUGUGAGAGAUGUAUUCGUGGUCACAGAGUAACCACCUGCACCCACACUGAUCAACCCUUGGU
Molecule: messenger RNA, 274 nt
Organism: Ascoidea rubescens DSM 1968
Lineage: Eukaryota; Fungi; Ascomycota; Saccharomycetes; Ascoideales; Ascoideaceae
Exons: 2
Source: RefSeq, a predicted model, not a curated record